This is a messenger RNA of Actinia tenebrosa (Australian red waratah sea anemone), 2692 nucleotides long. Its product is annotated as protein O-mannose kinase. Gene Ontology annotation, molecular function: carbohydrate kinase activity; phosphotransferase activity, alcohol group as acceptor. Gene Ontology annotation, cellular component: endoplasmic reticulum membrane. Gene Ontology annotation, biological process: protein O-linked glycosylation; carbohydrate phosphorylation. Lineage: Eukaryota; Metazoa; Cnidaria; Anthozoa; Actiniaria; Actiniidae. The record is from RefSeq and is a predicted model, not a curated record.
CACAAUUCAAGAUGGCGGUUCAAAGAGUUUGUAAACUUAUAUUAAUUGUCUUUCCAUUUUCCUUCAUCCUUUUCACAUAUUAUCUCAUCAUCUCUGCUAAAAAAGAUGCCCAGAAGAAUCUCACUCUCAAAAUUAACUCUCUGGCUCGCCAAAGAUUUCAAAAAUGCCCUUUAAAUCAUCAUAACUUUAAUGGAAUUUCUGUGAAAUGUCCGGAGAGAGAAUUCAUCCUUGAAGGAUGGUUAUCUUGUAUGUCAUGGCUAAACUGUGAUAAUAUUGCUCUCGAUGUGAGGAUAAGACACCGAAUAGGCAAACCAGGAACACUGAAUGCUGUAAAAGAGGUUUACAAAGCAGAUUGGUUUGGAUAUGAUGUGGUUUAUUCACGAUGUGCUCAUGAUAUGUUCGCUGAGGACUGUCUUCAUGGAAUCAAGAUGGUCGAAGGAUUGCAAGGCAGUCAAUAUGUUAUACAACUGAUUGGUAUUUGUUAUGAGAACCUCGAGAUGGUGACUGCAUAUCAUCCAUAUGGUUCAGCUGACAAUCUGGAAGAGCUGCUUAAUCAACCAGAACUUAACAAGUACAACACCUUAAGCACAAGAUUUCAACUGAGUAUGGACUAUGUAUCAAUACUUAACUUCCUACACAAUAGUCCCCUUGGAAUAAGAGUCAUGUGUGAUACUAAUGAUAUUCAAAAAACACUUUCUCAGUACUUAAUAUCAAAGGAUUUUCAUUUGAUUCUCAACGAUGUUGAUGCUCUUCCAGAAGUCAAGCAUGACGAACGAAAGUUAAUAAAAUGUGGGAAGAGAGAGAUAACUGGAAGCUUCGUUGCACCUGAGCAAUUAUGGCCUUUUAAGGAGAGAGAGUUCAAUGACAAGGACAUGCCUGGCUACGAUGAAAAGAUUGAUAUUUGGAGAAUUCCUAGUGUGACAGACAGACUACUUGGGAGAGUACCAAAUAGCAAUGAAGUUAGAAAACUUUUGUUACAAUUGCAUGAACAUUGCAGAAGAGAGAAUCCUCAAUCAAGACCAACUGCUGCAAAGGUCUUGCAAGAAUAUAAAGAUAUUGCAAAUUUUGUUAACUUGGAGACUGUUAAAGAAUAGUAUUUUUUGAAAAAAAUGCAAAGAAUUAAUUAAUUAAAAAAAGAUUUCAGCCGAAUAUUAAGCUUUUCUGGCUGACAGCACAUAGUGGUCAGUGUUUGACCACCAUUUGGAGCAGAUAAUGAGAUUCAAAAACUUUCAUAAGCUGGUUGAAACCCACUUAAAUGAACAAUUAGUACCAACACCUCACUCUCCCAGGGUUCGUGCUACAUUUUCGUUUCAAAAUUCGAGGACUUUUUAAGCACUUUUCAGGCACAAAAAUUCGAUUUUCAAGGACAAAGUUUUUUGUAUUAGAACGUGGUUUAAACAUUGAUUCAAUGUUACAGUGCAGCUAAUUCAGCCGGGGCCACUAGCUUGAUAAAUAACGAUCAUGAUGCACGCAACAGUAAACAAGCAACCAGAAACUCUUCAAUCAAUUUUAGUUGUUAUUUAUUUUAAAAGGAAAGUUAGAAAUAGCAUUAGUUUGCAUUAAUAUCAAGGAGUAUUCCAGGAGUUUUGGCAUUUUUCCCUAUUUCCAAGGGCUUUUCAAGCGCCCUUAAAAACGUGUUUUCAAUUCAAGGACUUUUCAAGGAGUAGCACGAACCCUGCUCUCUCUGCCCAGCCUUGUUUAUGUCACUUCAACAAAAGAAUAUUUGUUUACGAUAGAUGAAUUAAGGAAAGUAUUUUGAAAAGAUGAACUACAGUAAGCCUAGUUGAGAAUGUGAAAACUAAAAAAUUUAAAACCUCUUAAAAAAUAAUGUAAUGGCAAAAAUGUUUUGCUGCUAUUUGCAAAAAUAUGGGAACUCUGUAGUUAGAAGAGAUAACUAGCUAAAAACUAGUGUGAGCUGUGUUGGUGUUUCUAAUGAAACAGUGAUGAUAAAAGGAUAAAUUUUACACUGUGUAAAGAUGAUGUUUUGGACACUAGUCCUUCGUCGGAGUACAGUAGUUGCAAUUUGCCCAUUGGAAUUUGGUUUUUCUCUGCUGACAGUCAAAAAUAUGAAAGUACCGACUGAUUAGGUUUGAUUGAGGGCAGCAAAAAAAAACAAAUUUUGUUUUUGUGCAGCUCGAAGCUACCAAGUUUGCAGAAAUGUUUCCCAUUAAAAAACAUCAAACAAGUCCAGAUCUCACAAACAGAAAUCCCGUAAACGAAAACAAGCAUCAAUACUACUGUAAAAAAUCACAAAACAACAACAAAAAGAUUUCCUAUAGAACAAAAUAGAACUAGCAAAGGGACUGUUCACUAUAUGUUGAGUAGAUAUUCCUGCAAUUUUCAUAAACAAGUGAAUUCUGUGUCUGUGAGCUGCACAGAGUUGGCGUGUUUAUGAAAAUUCCAGUAAUGGGGCCUUGAAAUUUUGGUGACUCUGAAAAGUGGGGUCUUGAAAAUGUUGAAAAUAAAAGAGUUGCCUAAAAUUGGGCAUACUAAUGGUGGUUGGAGAAAGAAAAUUAUCAUCCGCACCCCCUUUCCCCCUACUCCCUCCGAUAAAUAAUGAACAGUCUCUGAUAGGCCACGUUCAAGAUAUUAAAAUUCUACCAUAGGCUAUCUGGGAUAAAAUGUUGAAAAUUGCAUUUAGACUUAUUAUUAUUAUUAUUAUUAUUAUUAUUAUUAUUAUUAUUAUACAGCU